AUGGCCACCCCCACCACCACCGCGCUCACCUGCUCCUGCCGCCCCUCGCCCUCGUCCUCCGCCGCCUUCCGCCGGCUGAACAUCUUCGCCCCCGUCUCUCCUCGCCGCCGCCUCCGUCUCCCGCCGUUGCACGUCGGCGAUGACUCCAAGGAGGUGGAGGCGACGGCUGCCGCCGGUCUCCCCGAGGAGAGGUCUCAGGCGGAUAAGAUGGUCGACGGCAUGGACUUCGGGGUGCUCUGCAACGACUUUGAAUGCAUAAGCAGCCCCUACGUGGAGUCCACGGCGAGGCAGAUCGCGCGGGACAUCCUCGAGCUGCGCGAGGACAACCGCGCAUUCAACAGCUACGCCGUCUCCGUCAAAUAUAAGGACCCACUCAGGACAUUUGUUGGGCGUGAGAAGUACAAGAGGCCAUUAUGGAUCACUAAGGCAUUGGAAAAGCCUGUAGUGACAGUCCAGGAAAUGUCAAUGCAAUCGACAAGCAAUCUGACCAUUAAAUGGGCAUUCAGAGGGAAGCCUAAGAAUCCAUUCUUUGCGACCAUGGGAGGAAACGUCAUUGUCCGUGUUGAAUCGCAGUUCGUCCUGAACCAGAUAAGUGGACAAGUACUAGAACAGGUCGACUCCUGGGACCUCUCUGCCUCGUCUCUUCCAGCUCAAGCAUAUUUUUGGCUGUCCAGAAGGGUUUACUCCACUGUUGAGUCCGGGAAGGAUACAAUCGAAGCUGCUAAGAGCACGGCAUCUGGGCUAACAAAGGGAGAUCAGAAUUUCGAGGCUUAUCCAGAUCCUUCUAGUGAUCCUACAAAGUUCUUUGAAAGGCCAGAUGAUGGCUUCAAUCAGGACGUGUACCAGAUUGGGCUUCUCCUGGCCGUGAUCUACUUCAUUGUACAGUUUUUGAGAACGACUCUGUGA
Molecule: messenger RNA, 906 nt
Organism: Miscanthus lutarioriparius
Lineage: Eukaryota; Viridiplantae; Streptophyta; Magnoliopsida; Poales; Poaceae
Source: the annotation of a GenBank genome assembly